GUUGCUGUCCUUCCCAGUCGGUUACUCGCUUUCUCCCUCGUUGCACUUAGGGUUCUUGGUUUGAAAAUUCUCGCGCCGAAGGCUCAACCAGCCCAAUCAGCUCGUCACCACCUGUGCCCUCCUCCUGUGAUGGCAAAACCAGGUUACUGAGACAGUACAGCUCCCUCUAGCAAACCUAGGGCCGUGUACAUAGUGCCCGUCCACCUUUCUGAUGGCGUCUGCCUCCGCGCACAAAGAUGAGAUGGGCAUUGCUGCCUACACCGACGGCCUGGAGGCCCGCGCAUCUGCACCUUUGUACCUGACGCACCGCCAGUCAGCGCCGACCCAACUCCACCACUACGCACGCCUCGCGGCGGGUGCGCCGCAGCGAGAAGUUAUCGGUCCCUUGAGGAUGAGUCUAGCUCUGCUCGCUAGAAAGACCCCUCCCCUCGAGGUGGGUCAUGCCUAAGCAAAAUUGUAUGGUAGUUCUGUGUCCUACUUUAUUUGUUCCACAGAGCGAACGAAACACGCUUUCCAGCUCGUGGAGGUGAGGAUAAUAAGCGCUUCUGGGCUUGCUAUGCGUAACCUUUUUGGUCGGGAGAAACGUACAUGUGAUUUGGUUUGAAAACUUACUAGCAUCAAGAUCGUUGUCUUCCCAUUAAAAACCGUUCCGAUCUCUCUCCACCCAGUAGCUUCGUAUGUCCGUACUGAUCCAAAUUUGUUAUGCUCAUGAAUCUGGAAUUAUUAUUAUUUUGAAGUCAUGGAACCCCACGACUUCAUCACGCAACCCGGGUUUACCAUACACCAAGUCUUCCCCGGGUUCCUCCUUCACAUCCCACCCACAAACGUAGACCCAAGCAGGCUGUCACACCUCCACUUGCUACCCCACCUUAACAGCCUGCUCUUCCAAGUCACCUGCCUCCGUCUUCUUCCUACUCUCACUUAAUUCCACCUUUACCACACCUCUCCCCCCCCCAUUCCCCCCAUCCCCCACUCUCAAAUACAUCCCUUCUCCCCCAUCCCCCACCUUCCCAUCCAACCUGCAGAAAGACCACUUAAUCGUACCCCUGACACAACAAGGCGUACGACCGCCCAACCCAAACAAACCAUAAUAAACACGAGACAGACAGAACAGAGAUAAUCCACUCCCGGAACACUACCUCGCACCCAGCCGGCCUCCCUGCCACCGCGUUUUUUGCCCGGGCUGAAUCCCCUUCCCAGCAGCGUCAGAUGCCAGCGCGAAAGACGCCUUCUGAACGUCAUCCAUAUUGGCCCGCAAAUACGAUUGAAACGCGCUUGAUUUCCACCUCCCUUGCUGUUGAAUAGCCCACGGCGACAACCCCAUCGCCCCUAACCGAGUCGCGCCACCUAUCCUCCCGGAAUGCGGCGCAUACUCCUCCGGCUUCAAACCUUGACCAGCCACGAGGUCGCGUAGCGCCGACGAGGAUUGAGCACACGUCCAAACCUUCCACACCUGACCAGAAGGGUACGCGGUAAUCGGUGCCAUCGCAUCGAGUUGCGGAAAACAGCACAUCAAUUCCAGCAACACUUCGAACCCGCCGACUCCAACCAUACCCCUCGGUACCUCACCGGUGCCAUUCCACUCCCAGUCAAACGCCGCCAACCCCGGACACGUCUUCACCCGCGACACCACGGCUUCGUCGUGGUUGCUUUUUGACGCUUCAAACAGUACCUCCACUCUAUCCGCACAACGCCACAGUGCCGGUGUCAGUAGCUGUUGCUCCCCUUUCCAAAACGCCACAUUGCCUCGCGUAAUCCCGAACUCCUUGUGAAUCUUACCGUUACCGUACGCGAAGAUUUCCGAAGGACGGCACAUGAAAAAGUAGGACACCGCAAGGCCGAGCCACAACACCCGUCCCCCUUCCCCCCAGGCCGCCGCCGUGCGAAUGCCGCUCCGAAGAAUAGUCCAUGAGAUGGGGCGUCUCAUUCGACUCUCGGUAUGCAGCGUGCUCUCUCUCGCCAAACCCGCUUUGACCGCCCGAAAAAAGUGAUGUUUCAUGGGGAGGUCCACCCCGAUGCGUUUGUGAUAGUAUUUCACCGCCACUAACUUCCCCGCAAUCGUGGACAUUUUGUUGCCCCGACAGAAAAACAGGUACGCCAUGUACUUCGCCAACUCGCGUGCCAAUACUUCCUCCCCCCUCGCCUCGUCCAGGUAGACACUCUUACGCACCGCGACCGUUCGCCAUUCUACCCAAAGCUUCCAAGCCGCUGCAUAAGUGGCGUGAGUCGACGGAGCAACUCCGACCGUCGAGAGUAAGACCGCAAGAUCUCCGAACAUGCCAUCCCACCUGCCUUCCCCAAACUGACCUCCUGCCAACACGCACGCGAGAGAGGAGACAGCUCAGUUAGUCGGCGAGGAAUAUCCGCGCGUGUCCACCGUGAAAUGCCAUCCGCCAACACAUUCUCGACUCCAGGGAUAUGUGCCGCUUCGAAACACCACCCUCCUGUCAUCUCCAACACGCCCAGCCAUCUCAUAAUGAAUGCUGCACGUGGCUCCCGAGUGCCCCCGCACUUGUUAACCCAUGUCACGGCAGAGGUAUUAUCACCACUAAAAAGAACAGGUUCCCCAGUGACAACCGGCCGGUCAUUAAGUACGACAAUCAUCACGUACGCAUUGAUAACCAUAGCCAACGCUUCCAACAGAUUGAUGGACAGCAUGUUCUGCCGCCCGCAAGAAGCCGUAUCGGAGGAACGACGUUUCUCCUCUGGAGACAAAUCGUAUCGCCACCACACACCCCGUUCGCUGCAGUAGCCCCCAAUAGCGUCAAGCGUAGCAUCGGAAAACCAAUGCCGCGUCGGUUCCCAUUGCACGUGAUCGUAAAACGGGGAAUAUAGAGAGACGCCGUCCGCCAGUAAGCUUUGGCUUACGGCCCACCGCCACCACUCCAAAUCCGCGUGAAACUCCUCACCCAAACUCACUGUGGAUUUUUCAUAACCGUCGACACGUGUUGAUCGUUGUCUGCAAGCCCUGUGACAAACCCAAGCCGCCACACGAAAUACUUUCCUGCCCGUACGACGGAGGUAAGAUGUCGUAACUUGCCAGUCAAACUCCACACGUCAUUUGCU
This is a messenger RNA of Ectocarpus sp. CCAP 1310/34, 3066 nucleotides long. The record is from the annotation of a GenBank genome assembly. NCBI's taxonomy places the organism in Eukaryota, Phaeophyceae, Ectocarpales, Ectocarpaceae.